Messenger RNA from Linnemannia hyalina, 957 nucleotides. The record is from the annotation of a GenBank genome assembly. Lineage: Eukaryota; Fungi; Mortierellomycota; Mortierellomycetes; Mortierellales; Mortierellaceae.
AUGUCCGUCGACGCAGAAUCCACCCAGCCCAUCCUCCAGAGCUACGUCGGUUUCGACUCUAUCACCUCCCAGAUUGAGAAGAAGCUUCUCAAGCGUGGCUUCCAGUUCAACGUCAUGGUCGUUGGUCAAUCUGGAUUGGGCAAGAGCACCCUCAUCAACACCAUCUUUGCCUCGCAUCUUAUCGACUCCAAGGGACGCACUCAGCCUGACGAGCCCAGCCGUCAGACUGUUGAGAUCCACUCCUUCACCGAGACCAUCAUCGAGAGAGGCGUCAAGUUGAGACUCAACAUUGUUGACACCCCCGGAUACGGUGACCAGGUUAACAACGAGAACUGCUGGGAGCCCAUUAUCAAGUACAUCAAGGACCAGCACUCGUCCUUCCUUCGCAAGGAGUUGACUGCACAGCGUGAACCUUUCAUCCAGGAUACCCGCAUUCACUGCUGCCUGUUCUUCAUCUCCCCCACUGGCCACUCAUUGAAGCCCAUCGAUAUCGUUGUCCUCAAAAAGCUGACUGAGGUUGUCAACGUCGUCCCCGUCAUUGCCAAGUCGGACUCUUUGACCAUCGAGGAGCGCAUCGCCUUUAAGCACCGCAUUAAGGAGGAGAUGGCUUUCCACAACAUCAAAUUAUACCCCUACGGAUCGGACGAGGAUGAUGAGCAGGAUGCGGCCUUGAACGAGAGCAUCCAGGAUUUGAUCCCCUUUGCCGUGGUCGGAUCAGAAAAGACCAUCGUUGUCGAUGGCAAGCCCGUCCGUGGUCGCCAGAACCGCUGGGGUGUUAUCAACGUCGAGAAUGAGAACCACUGCGAGUUCAUUCACUUGCGCAACUUUUUGACACGCACCCACUUGCAGGACUUGAUCGAGACGACCUCGUUGAUCCACUACGAGUCCUUCCGCUCCAAGCAGUUGCUUGCCCUCAAGGAGAACGGCAUGCAGCAGCAGCAGCAACAGCAGCACUAA